Megalobrama amblycephala (Wuchang bream) is the source of this 2268-nucleotide messenger RNA. RefSeq names its product erythropoietin a (gene epoa). Gene Ontology annotation, biological process: nucleate erythrocyte development. Gene Ontology annotation, cellular component: extracellular region. The transcript is spliced from 5 exons. NCBI's taxonomy places the organism in Eukaryota, Metazoa, Chordata, Actinopteri, Cypriniformes, Xenocyprididae. Gene Ontology annotation, molecular function: cytokine activity; hormone activity; erythropoietin receptor binding. The record is from RefSeq and is a predicted model, not a curated record. Bases 344 to 895 code for a protein of 183 amino acids.
GUCUCAUGGAUGACAGGUCCAUUCUCCACCUCUUACUGGACAUUAAUGAGAGCGUUCCACCUUUUCUGCUUAAUCGCGGUGUCGCUUUCGUGGAGUGAGGGGGAUUUUACAUUCAUAGAAAGCUUGCCAAUUGGGUGAUGCAGAGCCCAACUGAUCUGAGUACGUGCCUCCUGGGAAGAGACGGUGUCAUUGUAUUUGAUCGCGUGUGCGUCUCACAGCGCGCAGGGCUGGAUGCGUCUGUGCUCCAGUCUAUUCAUGUCUUUUGUGCCACUAGUUGAGCUGUCUUCGCGCGAUAUUUGUCGUUUUUAAUCAUGUGUUUGAAAAAUGCCAAGUUGCUUUGCGAAUGUUUCACGGUUCAGGACUCUUUGCCUUACUGCUGAUGGUGCUGGAGUGGACCCGUCCAGGCCUGUCCUCCCCAUUACGCCCCAUCUGCGACCUGCGUGUCCUCGACCAUUACAUUAAGGAAGCAUGGGAUGCAGAAGCUGCUAUGAGAGCUUGUAAGGAUGAUUGCAGCAUUGCAACAAACUUCACUGUUCCUCUGACCAGAGUUGAUUUUGAUGUCUGGGAUGCGAUGAAUAUAGAGGAGCAAGCUCAAGAGGUCCAGUCAGGCUUACAUGUGCUGAACAAGGCCAUCAGCUCAUUACAGGCAUUUAAUCAGACUGACUUGAUACAGUCCCACAUAGAUGCCAGUAUUAGAAACAUUGUCAGCAUCAGACAAGUGCUGCGAAGUCUCAGCAUACCGGAAUAUGUACCUUCAACCAGUGGUGGAGAAGACCAGGAGACACAGAAAGUAUCCUCAAUCUCAGAGCUGUUUCAGUUCCACAUCAACUUCCUGCGGGGAAAAGUGCGUCUUCUGCUCGGCAAUGCACCUGUCUGCCAUCAGGGUGUCAGCUGAUAGACAAUCGGGGCAAGAGUCAAACUAAUUGGAGCUCCUCAUGUCAGGAGGCAGGAUAUGGACUGUUGCAAAGGAUAUGUCACUGAAGUUUGAAUGACUGGGAGUUGUAGCACUUUGAAAGAUUUACAGACAAAGGGAAAAGAAAACAUCCCCCAGAAUGCUAAGCACCCCCUAUGGCUGUCUACUUUCUCUGUGUUGAGCAUUUGCAAACCCACCUGCAUUACCUGGCAAAAUCAUAAAAGAAGGAAUCAUAAAACUGCAAGAAAUCACUCCUCUUUCCCCAUAUGACUGAUAGCACUUGCCCAGCUCGAUUGGGAAGGUUUAUCCAAGACUUUUUAAAAGUGUUUUGUAUUGCUUAUGAAAUUGUCAUUAUUUAUAUAGAUUAUAUAUUUCCUAGAGCUGGAAUCACUGGCUGUUGCAGGUUCUUCUCUGAAGCUAUUCAAGUGAAGACCUCUCCUCCUCCAUUCACCGUGGCCUCAAGCACCUCCAAACGUUGAACUGUUGAUAGAGAAAACUAUUUAUCAAUAUUAAUUAUGCACUGCAGGUUUUAUAUUCAUUUCAUUGUAAGUGUAUGUGUAAAUGAACGUGUGACUUUUGAGAAUGCUGCAGGGAAUGUUUUAAGUGUCGGGACGAAGGUUGUAAUGCCGAAUUCUUACGGGUCAGUUGGGGUGAACAGGAAGGACUAGAUUGCUGCUUGCGUCGGGGGAAUUGGAAGCUUUCGUGAGAGCUGAUGAGGCUCUGUGUUAGCUCAUGUCUGAAUUACGCCGAUGAGCGCGGUCUUGUACAGAUAACGCUGGUGCCAGGAAAAAUAUUGAUUAGUGAAUGACGAACAUCCUGGCUUACUUCCACUUCACGCUCAACGCGGCAUACUUUCCUUUGGGAAAUGACUGUAAGGUUGACAUUUUGUUUCUCUUUUUCUGUAUAACUUGUUUGUGUGUUUUCAUCAAUAGCCUGUUUUUUUUUACAUCUCUGUCAGUCACUGUCUGGGUGCAACAAAGUAUGUUUGUAGAUGUUUUUUCCUGUUAUUUUGCUGUUGUGUGGUUCUUUCAUCACAAUGUUAUUUGGUAUUCAAAUACAAAGUAUUAUUCUUAGCUAAAAAAAAUAGAAAAUAAAAAAAUAGAACUGUAAAAACAAGGAAAGAGUAAGUUUUUCUGUUUGUCUAAUGAAGCAUCUCUGCUGAGAAUGUUCCAAUACACUGCUCACCAUUCUGUAAAUACAUGAGAUUUCAAGGUGAAUUUUCAAAGAAUUUGAAGAGUAAAUUAUAUAGGCAUACAUUAUGCCUAAGCCAUAACUGGAUUAUAAGUAUUGCAUUUUUUGUCAUGUUGUUUCCUCUGAAGAAAUUUAGUCAAACCACUAAAUACUUUUGAACACCA